AUGCACCCUCAGCGUCCUCUUCCUCAGGCAAUGCCCGCUUCUUCAUCCUCCUCCUCGACACUGGGGCAGCAGCUGAGAAACAUGGCAAUGGGUCUGGGAAGCGGCAAAAAUUUCCUUGGAGGGAAUGUGGGCUACGGCUUUGUGCAGUCCCUGAAGGAAUGCCUCUACUUUCUGCUUUGCUGCUGGUGUAUUAAGGAGAUCCUGGACUAG
Molecule: messenger RNA, 210 nt
Organism: Nerophis lumbriciformis (worm pipefish)
Lineage: Eukaryota; Metazoa; Chordata; Actinopteri; Syngnathiformes; Syngnathidae
Source: RefSeq, a predicted model, not a curated record